GUAGGAAUAAAACUUACAAGCCUAGAAUGCGGCUACCAGAAACAAAUUGAUCUCUACUGUUUUUUUUUUGAGCUUUUUUGGUAACGAACAUUAAAAUCAAAUAAGGCUACAGGCUUUUUUUGACGGGUGCUAUAUUAAAAAAGGAAAAGUUCCGGGGAAGGUUUUAUUAUUUGUGCGUUUAUAUGGGAGUCCCUCGGUUAGGAAGGUUUUUGGAAAAAUACGGAACUGUCCAACAGUUCACAAGUACGCCAGAUGGAGCUGGUCAUACCGCAGUAAUUGAUGGCCCAGCUUUUGCAUAUUGGCUAUGGUUCGCGAGAGAUUUGGGUGAAGAACAGUAUUUUGAUUAUGAAAAUGCAGUUCGCUGGUUUCAUCGCUGGCUGCAAACAACAGGAUUUAAACAUAUAGAAUAUAUUUUUGACGGAGGUCUUCCAUAUUCCAAAAACGAGGUUCGGGAACAUCGUUACAAGCAAGCGACCAACAUCGAUACCAAGAUGCUGCCACACUUCUGUGUUCCUAUCGCUCAACACAUAUUAAAGAAUGAGUUGUCUGGCAAUGUUAUCGUCUGCAAUCAAGAGGCAGACAAGUUUUGUGCGGUCAGAGCUCAUAAAUUAGACGCAUUCAUUUUCAGUCAGGACUCUGAUUUGCUUGUUUUCAAUUUGGAAAACGAGAGCGGUGGUUACAUUCCUUUUCAGACAAUAAGCUUAACAAAAACCGGAUUUGUCGCAACCGUUUACCGCUACAAAGAUAUUCAGAAACACAUCUCGUUUCCUCUUCACCUCUUAGCGGCGGCAAUGGGUGUAGAAGGCCAUCCUGAAAUGGAAAUAGACCAGCAUUCCAGCUUCACUAAGAUCUGCAGCGAUGUCGAGAAAGCGUUGAAAGAUGGCACAUUGGAGUCAAUGAUUCCCAAAACCGAGGUUGAGCGAGUAGUCAAAUAUUACAGUCUCGAAGAUCCCGAAUUAACAGACACUGGGGAUUCACUAACUUGGGGGAGAAUUCAAGAGGCUUUUCACUGUUCCACUGAUGUUCCAUGUGUAUGGCUUCCGCAACAGAAAGAAUUGCCCUCAGCAAGGUGCAGCUGGAUCGAAGGCGCUGCCUUACGUAUACAGGCUUAUGCAAACUUUCGAGCUCAAGGUCGUCUGCAAUCAAGACAAUUAAGAGAAUUUUACCGCUCUUACCAAGAAUUACACAGCAACGAUGUAGAUAUUGAUUUUGAAUACUCAGACGGAUGGCCCUACUUAGCUAAUAAGUUCGCAGGCUGGCCUUUUGCACAACGCUUUAUACUAAGUGCCAUCCGGUGCAUGAACGGCAUUACCAAUAUCUCUCUCGUUAGUCUUUUGUUAAUGUUCUCUGUUUGCUUAAGCAAGAAAAACAUCCUUCUGGACGACAAGGUUUCUCCAUCCAAAGCAGGCAUCAGCGUUGUCUCACGAUUCAUGGCAAGCACCUACUCACUGAGCAUGUUAUUCUUUAGCGCAAAUGACACGCGUGAGGAUCUGCAAUCAUUCUCCCCUUUGUCACAUUGCUGCAAUUUUGUUUAUUAUCAUCAUUUCCUCUACAAAAUAAAGACCGGAAGAAAGCCAUCGAGUCUCGUCCCAGACAGAGAUACUGCAAAACUCGCAUACAACAUGUACAAGGCGCUCUUGGCAGAUGGUUUUAAAGUGGAAAUUGUCAUGUCAAUAUGGGAGAAGUCACUAAGUGGAUCAAAAAGGAAAAGGGCAUUGAACUCAAAAAAGGAAACUUAACAAAAGGGAAAGCCGUUUUCAUUACGACAAACAAACACACAUUUUAAACAUUUAUAAUAUAACAAGUAAUCAAGGAA
This is a messenger RNA of Schizosaccharomyces japonicus yFS275, 1816 nucleotides long. Its product is annotated as asteroid. The record is from RefSeq and is a predicted model, not a curated record. Lineage: Eukaryota; Fungi; Ascomycota; Schizosaccharomycetes; Schizosaccharomycetales; Schizosaccharomycetaceae. The coding region runs from base 183 to 1739 and encodes 518 amino acids. The transcript is spliced from 2 exons.